This is a messenger RNA of Notechis scutatus (mainland tiger snake), 422 nucleotides long. The record is from RefSeq and is a predicted model, not a curated record. NCBI's taxonomy places the organism in Eukaryota, Metazoa, Chordata, Lepidosauria, Squamata, Elapidae.
GGUCGCCGUUGUGCUGAUGGACACCCAGGGCGCUUUCGACAGCCAGUCCACCGUCAAAGACUGCGCCACCAUUUUUGCCCUCAGCACCAUGACCAGUUCCGUUCAGAUAUACAACUUGUCCCAAAACAUCCAAGAAGACGACCUCCAGCAGCUCCAGCUCUUUACCGAAUACGGGCGUCUGGCCAUGGACGAAAUCUUUCUCAAGCCAUUCCAGGUAUGUGUUUGGUCAGUCAGGAGUAGGGAGAGGGAGACUGCCUGGGCCACCUCGGGCUCCAUUUAUAAUUCACCUGUGGAACUCACAGCCACAGGAAAACAUGAAAACUUUGAAAUCCAGGCAAAAGUUGUGAAUCUGAAAAGCUUUAAGUUGGCCGUGCUCGGAUUCGGGUUAGAAACUUGAUCCCGUGUCUUGGGUUCUAACCACU